This is a messenger RNA of Scaptodrosophila lebanonensis, 1041 nucleotides long. It is a transcript of the gene maca, whose product is annotated as sex-lethal homolog. The transcript has a single exon. Lineage: Eukaryota; Metazoa; Arthropoda; Insecta; Diptera; Drosophilidae. Gene Ontology annotation, cellular component: ribonucleoprotein complex. The record is from RefSeq and is a predicted model, not a curated record. The coding region runs from base 1 to 1041 and encodes 346 amino acids. Gene Ontology annotation, molecular function: RNA binding.
AUGGAAAAGUUAAGGAAGAGCAUAGUGCCUGAAUUCGCUGAGAGAACGCAGCAGAGCGGGGAAGAAGAAUUUGGAUUUGCAGCGCUUAUUCAACAGUUCAAGGCACCGAUAGCAACGCGAUCGACAGCAGCACCGUUGAUUCACAAGUCGAAUCAAAACCCAGUCCCAGUCGCAACCCAAGCCCAAUUCCAAGUCCCCAAGAGUGAACAGGGUCCGGUUGAUGGCAGGACCAAUCUGAUUGUCAAUUACCUGCCGCAGGAUAUGCUGGAGCGGGAAUUGUACGAUCUGUUCGCCAAGUUUGGCAGCAUACGCCGACUAAAGAUAAUACGUGAUCUACGCACUGGAUAUAGCUUUGGCUACGGCUUUGUCGACUUCGUCGAACCCAAGCCCGCGGCCUUCGCUCAGCUCUGCGUGGAUGGGCGCGAAGUGCGUGGCAAGCGCUUGAAGGUCUCCUUUGCACGUCCCCAGUCGGAGGCGAUCAAGAACGCCAACCUCUAUGUAUCGUAUCUGCCGCCCCACUUUACCGAAAAAAUAUUGGGCAACAUGUUCAAGUGCUACGGCAAAAUCUUGGAAAUCAAUAUCUUGCGCAACAAAUACACUGGCCAGUCGCGCGGCAUCGCCUUCGUCCGUUUCGAUCAGCAUAUGUCCGCCGAAAUGGCAAGGGAAGUUCUCAAUAACUAUACACCGCCGGGCUCCGACCGUCCUCUCUGCGUGAAGUUCGUCGAGCGCAGAAUAAAGCCGCCCGUAGACGGCGAUUUGCGAUCGCAGCGCAAACAGCCGAUGUCGAUGCCGAUGCCAAUGCCGCAUCCCCAACCCAAACCCCAACUACAACCACAAUCACAAUCGAUUCAUGCCACGCAUCCGAUUCAGCUGGUGCAGUCGCCUCAACGCCCCAUGGGGGGUUCCCCGCCGCCCUACAAACGUCGCUUGGAGAUAUCGUCCGAAUCGGCACCUAGGCCUAUACUCAAGCAGCCAAACCAAAACCUUGACUUCAUUGGGAACUUUCUCAAGAGACCCCGCGUGAGCUUUGCGGAUCUGUAA